UGAAGAUCAAAGGUUCCUAUGACAACCAAGCUGCACCCACAGAACCAGUUUGAACUGGUUGCUCACAGGCAUGUCUAUGCCCACAACAUAUUUAUAAAUUCGAUUUCUGUGGUUGUGUCUGGGGUCCCCAUGGAUUUAUACUACAUUUAAAACAUACAGAGGACCAUGACCCUGUGAGGAGUAGAUGUCUCCCACCUGCUGAAGCUUCUUUUGACCUGUUGCCACCAGCCAGAGUACUGUGUACAGCCUGACAGCACAGCCUUUCCCCCCGUUCCUCUUUUGGCAUCUUGUGGAUUUUGAGCGGCCGCGAGUCUCUGGGAUGCACACUGCGUUGAACAGCAGACAGAGCACGCACACCACCGUGAAACACAGUGAUUUCCCCUGAGCCAACGUAGGGCCUUCUCUGCCUGCUGCUCUUUGCCCAGAGCGAGGAGCCUCCUGGGAGAGCUGGGCAUGAACACCAGCAGCAAAACCAUCAGCACAGCUGGCACCUCCCCCGCUACAGCCAGCCACCGCCACGCAUGGCCCCCAGCCCUCCGGUUGCUGCACCCAGUGUGUAGAUGGAGCCGAACCAGGCAGCCUCUUCUGUACCCAUCCUGAGCUCAGGGUCAGCAUCCGGGCUCUUGAGUUUCGGCAGGACCGGGGACGAGUAGACCAGGGAGUAACCAAAGUUGAAGUUUCCCAGGACGGCUGCGAAGACGGCCAGGAGAGUGAGAGAGGGGCAGAGGAAAGCUGAGUACCUGUUAAAUCCAUCUGCAUUUCCUCUGCGGUCCCCAAUGAUGUUGUGGAAAUGGAAAGUUGUUCUUGUCCCAGCUUGUGGACCCAGGCUCCCAGCUGCAUCUAUCCCAGCUCCACUGCACCAUGGACAGCUUCGGGCUGGGCCACUGGCCCCUGAUCCUGGUCCACAUGCUUCUUCUGCAAAUGCAACCCAUUAAAGUGCAGGGAGUUGAUCCUGUGUCCCAGAAACUGCGACGACUCAACGAACAGUUUCAGCAGUUCCAGGCACUGACCCAGGCCCGUUUGAACAUGUUGGCCCUGAACCAGAAUCGAAACUCCUCAGGGGGGCUGGAGAGCCGUGUUCAGGCCCUGAGUGACCAGUGGCAGCAGAUGUCACAGGACCUUCAUCACCUCAAGCAGAGCACAACGCAGGAGAUAGAGGGUCUCAGAGAGUGGAGCAGGAAGCUCGAGAAGAAGAGUAAACGGAUUGAGGGACGUCUGGCUUUGAUGGAGAGGAACCUGAGGGAGAGCCGCCGCCACGCCCAAAAACAGACACCUGAUCCGGGUCAGGAUUUCUCCAACAUCACCCUGGAGCUCCAGAGCCAAGAUGAAAGGCUGGCUGCCCUUCAGGUCCAGCGUGACGAGCUGCUCAUUGGGCUGAGAGGGUUGCAGGAAUCCCUGAAAAACCAGGCAGUGCGUGUGACCCGGCUGGAGGGCCGGCUCGGUGAGGUCCUGCAGCAGAAUGGAGGUGAGAAAACCAGAGGGAUGUGGAGGGUGGAAGACGCCAACAUCACACCUGAGGGAUACUAUGAACCUCGCAGGAGAAGCCAGACACAUAGAAGGAGGCCUGAAAGGAUUCUGGAUGCCCCAUCCAGGUCAGAAGGUAUCAGCUAUUCCCAUACUGAUAAUCAUUCACAGACCACAGCUCAGAACAGAGACCAUCAACAGCCCUAUCAGUACCAGGCAACACCAAACCAGCCAAAACAUUCAAAGACCCAGAGGCAAAGACCUCAGCCAGAAUCUCAUACUCAGAUACAAGAGUACCUGCCACAGCCUCACCCUUAUCAACCCCAGUCACAGAUCCAGGUCCGAGCCCAGAUAAAGCCUUAUCUGAUCAAGCAGGAGCAGCUCCAGUCUCGCCAAACUGUGCCUUAUCCCAACGUCCAGGACCAGCAACAAUCCCAGCCUCAGUUAUAUCACCUGAGACACGGGCAGUUUCAUAAUCCCAGUCAUUCCUCAUGGCCCCAGCCCCUGUCUCAUUCUACAAUCCACCCAGAACCCACCAAAGACCCACCGAGUGGGACCAGUCUUGGGGGUCCACAGCCCCAGGCUUCAGAUGACGUCUCUCAGCCCCAACCUGAGUCUUAUCAGCCCGGGGUGAGUGGGUGGGAUGAAGGAGUGGUGGGAGAAAGUGACACAAAGGUAAAGUCUUCUGUGAUCCACAACUUCCUCCAGCUUCCUGUGAGGCACAAGAUCCCAGCACAACCAGCUCCCAAAAAGGAUGCAACCAUAUGUAAUGUGGACUCCAUGCUGUUCUUCCCUUCGGCCUCAGCUGAGAACUAUGUCACAUUCUUCCGGUCUCUUCCCAACCUUCCUGAACUUUCUGUGUGUCUUUGGCUCCGUGUGGACACCUCACAUGUCGGCACACUGCUCUCUUAUGCCACAGAUGACAACGACAACCAGUUAGUUCUGUAUGGACACAACUCCUCUGCCUCAUCUGCAUCCUUUUCUGCUUCUUCCCACCCCUCCUACGCAUCCUCCUCCUCCCCAUCGCUGGACUUUGUAGUUGGAGACCCUGUCUAUCGCCGUCUCCCUGCAUCUUCACUCCUGGACGCCCGUUGGCACCACCUCUGCGUCCUCUGGUCCUCCAUCCAGGGUCGUUUCUGGCACUACAGCAACCGGCGCCUCACCUCCUCAGGCUCCAACUUCAGGAAGGGCUGGGAGAUUCCUGGAGGAGGAUCAGUGGUGCUGGGGCAGGAGCAGGACACUGUUGGUGGAGGGUUUGACCCUGCAGAGGGUUUUGCUGGGCAGGUGGCGGGGUUCAGGGUGUGGAGCCGGGUGCUGAGUCCCACAGAGGUGGAAGGGGUGGCAGAAGGAAGAGGUGUGCCCAGAGGGGUGGUGCUUGGCAUGGAGGACAUAAAGGAGGUACAUGGGGAGGUGCAGCAGGUGGCAUGUGAAUGUUUAGAGUACUGCGUGUGAUAAAGUUACAGAGGACUUUCAUUCCAAAACAUAAUUUCUGCAGGUAAUGUUAAUUAUGUCUUGCCUGCCUGCCUCUUAAAAGGCCAAAUUAACACUCUUUUUGUUUAGAUUAGAUUUUUCGCAUAUGUGUUAGGUACACAGGCAACAGUAUAUCCUUACUAGACUAGUUUGGAUUUUUUUGUGGGGUUGUAUGAGGUAGUUGGUGUAGGACCUACAGUAAUUGGCGGCCUACACGGCCCCCAGGAGUACAUGCGCAGAGAGUACAGUGCUUAACUUUUGUGUUGGUACUCCUGCCUGCUUCUCCAAAUUGGAGGCGUGCCCACCACCAUCUUCUGUUGGUCAUACACUGACUAUGGAUAAGUACCUCAUCCAACCUUUUCUUUAAAAAGUCCAAAAUGUCGCUUCAAAAGAUAGAUUUGUCAAAACUGGGACUGGUCAGACGAGUCAGCUAUGCGAUAAUAACCUGAGUUUGAUCCACCAGUGAAUCAUUAAACACUACAAGAUCCUAGAAUAACACAGGUGUGCUUGAAAAUGUGAUAUUAACGUCCAUUUCGCUAAUGCCAAAAUAUUUUUUGUAGGAUGGGUAUUACAGUGUCUCCAAUAAUGGAUUGGUUAUUUAGAAUGAAACUCUUAAAAAGGAGGAUUUAAUGUUUUAUUCUAUAUUUAUCACUCAUCUGUCUAGUCCAUUAAAAACAGUAUUGGCUCAUUUCUGAAAGACAUUCCUUUACAGACAUUCAGUUGUAUAAUAAAACAGCCAAUAGUUAUUAAUAUUAACUGUGACUAAUUGUUUCAAACAUUAAACAGGAUGGAGGUUAAAUUACCUGUUGUGAAAGUCUUUGAACUUUUUUAUUUGAUACCUGCUGUAUGACUCUUAGAUGAUCAAUAGAAACGUCAAAUGCUUAUUUUAGUAUAAUUUAGUAAAGUAAUCUUGUUUUAUCCUUUUUUGGUUGGAUAGGUACAAAAUAAAAUCCAAAUUGUGCAUGAUUUGGACUCUAC
This is a messenger RNA of Centropristis striata (black sea bass), 3912 nucleotides long. It is a transcript of the gene ptx4, whose product is annotated as pentraxin-4. Lineage: Eukaryota; Metazoa; Chordata; Actinopteri; Perciformes; Serranidae. The record is from RefSeq and is a predicted model, not a curated record. Bases 862 to 2916 code for a protein of 684 amino acids. The transcript has 10 exons.